AUGGCGCAACGCUCCGGGAAGAUCACUCUCUAUGAGGGCAAGCACUUCACAGGGCGGAAGCUGGAGGUCUUUGGGGACUGUGACAACUUCCAGGACCGAGGCUUUAUGAACCGAGUGAACUCCAUCCGUGUGGAGAGUGGAGCUUGGGUCUGCUUUGAUCACCCUGACUUCCGAGGCCAGCAGUUCAUCCUGGAGCAUGGUGACUACCCUGAAUUCUUCCGCUGGAAUGGCCACAAUGACCACAUGGGCUCCUGUCGGCCUGUGGGCAUGCAUGGAGAACAUUUCCGCAUAGACAUCUUCGAGGGCUGCAACUUCACAGGUCAGUGCCUGGAGUUCGUGGAAGACUGCCCCUUCCUGCAGAGCCGGGGCUGGGCCAAGAGCUGUGUCAACGCCAUCAAGGUGUAUGGCGAUGGAGCGUGGGUCCUCUACGAGGAGCCCAACUACCGCGGCCGCAUGUACGUGGUGGAGAGGGGCGACUUCCGCAGCUUCUCCGACUGGGAGGCCCACAGCGCACGCGUGCAGUCGCUCCGCAGGGUGCUCAACUUCUUCUAG
Molecule: messenger RNA, 552 nt
Organism: Peromyscus eremicus (cactus mouse)
Lineage: Eukaryota; Metazoa; Chordata; Mammalia; Rodentia; Cricetidae
Gene: Crygn
Product: crystallin gamma N
Exons: 4
Coding region: 1-552 (183 amino acids)
Biological process (GO): lens development in camera-type eye; visual perception
Molecular function (GO): structural constituent of eye lens
Source: RefSeq, a predicted model, not a curated record